CGUGUCCCCUCCACCGUGUGUCACUCUCCAUAUUGUUCCUUACUACAGAGCGACAAUUAUUUCUUGCAGUGUUACUUGUCAGAGAGCCUGUCUUUCAUUCGUCUUGCUCUGUGUCCCUCAGUCUGCGUGUCACUGUGUUUGCCUCCCCUUGCCUUGUUGUGCAGAGUGUGUCAGUGUCUCCUCCUUGCAUUGCUCCCUCCUCCCUCCAUAGGGCAGUAUCUUCCGUCAUUUACACGUUCUUCCUCCAGCAGCCGCCUUGGGUAGCAGCUUUGCCAGAGCCCACAAACAGUUCCCCCCCACCCGGGUCCCCUCAGCAGAGAUGUCCGAGCAGAACAGCAGUAGAUAUCAGCAGCUUUGCCAGAGCCCACAAACAGUUCCCACCCCGGGUCCCCUCAGCAGAGAUGUCCGAGCAGAACAGCAGUAGAUAUCAGCAGUUACAAAAUGAAGAAGAUCCUGAAGAAAAUCCUCAGGGUGCCACAGAUGCCCCACCACCAUACAGCAGUAUCGCUGGUGAAAGUUCAGGACUUUUUGAUUACAAGGACGAGUUAGGAUUUCCAAAACCACCUUCUUACAAUGUGGCAACAACACUGCCCAGUUAUGAUGAAGCAGAGAGGACCAAAGCAGAGGCUACCAUCCCUCUUGUCUCUGGCAGGGAUGACGAUUUUGUGGCAAGGGAUGAUUUUGAUGAUGCAGAUCAGCUGCGGAUAGGAAACGAUGGGAUUUUCAUGCUUACUUUCUUCAUGGCAUUCCUGUUUAACUGGAUUGGGUUUUUCCUUUCUUUCUGCCUAACCUCAUCUGCAGCAGGCAGAUAUGGAGCUAUUUCUGGUUUUGGCCUCUCUCUAAUUAAGUGGAUUCUAAUUGUACGGUUCUCCACCUAUUUCCCUGGAUAUUUUGAUGGCCAGUACUGGCUUUGGUGGGUGUUCCUUGUACUCGGAUUCCUUCUUUUUCUCAGAGGCUUUAUCAAUUAUGCAAAGGUUCGAAAGAUGCCUGAUAACUUUUCCACACUCCCCCGGACCAGAGUUCUCUUUAUUUAUUAAAGAUUUAUUUCGGUCUCAGCCUUCCUGCAUUGACCAUCGUCCCAUGUAUCAGAACACAGAGGACACCUGCAGGAAGAGCGUUAACUACUAGGAAAACCGAAGGGGGGAUAAAAUCACGUAGGAAUUAAUAAAAAAAAGAAAUACAAAUUCUAAGAAAACAUCAAGAAAACAAAUAAAAUAAGUAUUGCCGAAGUUGAAGAAGAAAAUGAGCAUUUUUUUUUUUGUUUGCUUUUAGGUGUACAACUUUUAAUAAUUCUGGAAUCAGUAGUGGCUACUGUAUAAAAUCAAAGCUAUCGCAAUCAAGUUUGUGAUGUACUUAAUAAAAAAAGCCUUAUAUAUUGUU
This is a messenger RNA of Xenopus laevis (African clawed frog), 1380 nucleotides long. It is a transcript of the gene ndfip1.S, whose product is annotated as Nedd4 family interacting protein 1 S homeolog. Gene Ontology annotation, cellular component: endoplasmic reticulum; cytoplasm; perinuclear region of cytoplasm. Gene Ontology annotation, molecular function: WW domain binding. Lineage: Eukaryota; Metazoa; Chordata; Amphibia; Anura; Pipidae. The record is from RefSeq and is a predicted model, not a curated record. The transcript is spliced from 9 exons. Gene Ontology annotation, biological process: positive regulation of protein ubiquitination; ubiquitin-dependent protein catabolic process; metal ion transport. The coding region runs from base 402 to 1037 and encodes 211 amino acids.